AAACAGAGAGAGGCAUGGGAAGCCAACCAUGAGAAGGCAGAGGUGCCACCCUCGGGCAGCCUCUCUGGCCGGACCGAAGGCUCCCAGGGACCUUUAAUCCUCACCCUCACCCUUAGGAGAUGUAGGAGCCCCGGAGCACUCAAAGGGUCCGAAUGCCAGCCCCGUCCCAUAACAGUCUCUAGGCUGAUCUCUUCCCCUUACUGGGUUUGGGCUCCACCCCCAAGAAAACUGGCAGCCUGGAGGGAAAUGAGUCACGCCUCCUUGUCAUGGGAUCUGGGGGCCGGUUUGGGCUCCACUCUCACUCCCUGACUCCCUUCUCUGGCUCUUUCUGGGUGCUGAUCCCCAUCCACAUACCACAGGCCUCCACUCCUCAGUCUGCCCCACUGUUUAGCAUUCUCAGUUGGAGAUGACCAGUCUCCAAGGAAGUAGAAGGGGGCCUGGUCAUGGAUCCCCAGGCCUGGGACCUCCCGCUGAAAGGACUCCCCUCAAGUCCACAGGGACAGGGCCUGGACACCUCCUGCAGAUCCAGGCCGCUCUGACCAGCCAUCGGGAAUUCAUCUUGAGAAGAGUCACGGAAGGUCGUCUAAAUGCAGCCCUGGACUCUCUGCGUUCCUGCGGCGCUUUGUCUCGGGCCAGUUAUGAGGCCAUCUGCUCUGCCCCGACUCGGACGGCCCGCGUCCGGGCCCUGCUGGACACCUGCAUCUCCCUGGGAGAAGAGGCCACUCGGGUGGCUUUGGCUGUGCUCCUGGCUCCCCCUCAACAGAGGCUCAGAGGGUGGGUGACCCCCCGCUAUUUGGGACCCUCGAGGCAGGGCCAUUAAGCGCUUGGAAGAGUCUGAGGGACAAUAUUUUACUUCCUUUCUUCAUUUGUGUUGGUGUUGAAGUUUUUGUUUGUUUUAUUUUGUUUUUUUUCACACGCAAAAAAAAUACUCGAUUACACACAUAAAAUCUGUAUCAGAUUGUUUACCGUCUCAAGGAAGAGAGAGAGUAGGGAGUGAAAUUAAAAAACAAGCAAACAAAUGUUAAAAUGAUUAUAU
Molecule: messenger RNA, 1036 nt
Organism: Gracilinanus agilis (Agile Gracile Mouse Opossum)
Lineage: Eukaryota; Metazoa; Chordata; Mammalia; Didelphimorphia; Didelphidae
Product: receptor-interacting serine/threonine-protein kinase 2-like
Exons: 3
Coding region: 407-820 (137 amino acids)
Biological process (GO): regulation of apoptotic process
Source: RefSeq, a predicted model, not a curated record